Megalopta genalis is the source of this 2128-nucleotide messenger RNA. RefSeq names its product homeotic protein ocelliless (gene otd2). The record is from RefSeq and is a predicted model, not a curated record. Gene Ontology annotation, biological process: regulation of transcription by RNA polymerase II. Gene Ontology annotation, molecular function: DNA-binding transcription factor activity, RNA polymerase II-specific; RNA polymerase II cis-regulatory region sequence-specific DNA binding. Gene Ontology annotation, cellular component: nucleus. NCBI's taxonomy places the organism in Eukaryota, Metazoa, Arthropoda, Insecta, Hymenoptera, Halictidae.
GCCGCCGCCGCGCAGUGGAAGCGGGGGUCGAACGAGUUCCGGUUCGCGACAACGAACGUCCCCUUGGCGGCGCGUAAAAAUCCGACAGUCGGCCGUGGAACGCGACGAUCCAGCCGGCUAUUACCCGGGGGUAUAAUCGACGAGCCGUGUACCCGUAUCGUAUCGGCGGUGUUCAAGAAUCGUCAGCGAACGCGCCUAUCGAUCGGAUGUUUACUCGUUUCGUAACAGUGAGCGGGCUUCCCUUCGCGAGCACGUCGGAAUCUUGUGUUUUGCGAGUCACUUCGCUGCCGCUGUUCGUGAUAUUUACAAGCAGGAGCGAUCUGUAAAGCGCACGAGUGCACAAAGUUGGAGAGAUUUGCGCCUGACUUGCUGCACGAGGACCCUCGAGAUCGAAAGAGUGAGAGAGAGAGAGACAGUGAAAGAAAGAGGGAGGAGGACCAGAGGGAGCGAGAAAGAGAGAGAGAGAGCCGGAUAGAGACACAGAGACGGAGAUCGAAAGAGAGGGAAAAAGCGAGCAGCCGCUCUUUCUUCGUUGGCCUUCUUUUCAUAGCGGACCAAAUUUUAAUAUAGCCGGCCGGGGACGAGACGUCGCGGGGAAGCGCUCGCGCUUUAUGGAUUCUCUUUCAUCGAGCUGAAACUUCAUUUCGGUGGAAGGAUCCCUGGCCGCAGGAACGCAAUUAAACGAGGCAGUGGGUAAUUCGGAGGUGCUCAGGAGGUCCUAGCAAAGCGGCCGCGGGGCGGGGGGGUGGUCGUGGUGGGGGCCGAGGGGGUGGUGAUGUGGCCGAACAGCCUCGGCGGUACAUCCGGCUGCAGCGGGGGCGCCGGCGCCACCGAUCUCGGGGGCCUCGCCGCCUCCACCACCUCGGCCUCCGAGCUAUUCGGGCCCGCCGCGUUCGGCGCGUCCGCGGCCGGGCCUUACGGGGCCCUCAAGACCAACCCUUACGUGAGCGCCCUCGGCAUGCCGCCCAUAGAGGCCCUGCACUCCACCAUCGGCUACCCCGGUUGCACUCCCGCCGGUGAGUCCUACUACUGUAACCCCAGGAAGCAACGAAGGGAGCGGACGACGUUCACGCGGGCGCAGCUCGACAUUCUCGAGGGACUGUUCGCCAAGACCAAGUACCCGGACAUCUUCAUGCGGGAGGAGGUUGCGAUGAAGAUCAACCUUCCGGAGUCGAGAGUGCAGGUAUGGUUUAAGAACCGUCGCGCCAAGUGCAGGCAGCAGCAGAAGCAGCAGCAGCAACAACAGGACAAAGCGCCGAGGUCGAAGAAACCCUCGGGGAAUCCGACCAACAAUCCACCCUCUGGAAAAAGUCCUUCGAUUGCCACCACGCCCACGCCAGCCGCUGCGGUGCCUGCCACAACACCCCUAAGCGGCGGUACAGGCGGAUCGGCGGCUAGCUCUCCAGCACUUUUAAGGGACUCUCCUCAGUACAAACCACCGGGAAGCGCGACCAGCCUACUUCUAGCGGCUAGCACGACGCCGCCAAGUUUAGGGGGCACGGUGUACAGUAGUAGCGGCGGCAGUAGCAGUAGUAUCUGGAGUCCGGUAGCAGCGGACAACGGUGGCGGAUUUCCAGGUGACCAUCAGAGGUUAGCGUGGACAACAAACUCGACCCAGCAACAGUGCUAUCAAAAUUAUUCCUCCUACUAUACCAACAUGGAAUACUUGUCGCCCGCGUCCCAUCAACUGAACGUUGUGGACGGCGGUGGAAGUGGUUUGGACAAUACAUGGAGCAAAACGAGGGACGAGAGCGCCACGUCUUGGUAUUACAACAGCGGCUGGUCGGGCGAUCGGAAGUGAAUCGCUCGAGUCGGGCGGGACGAAGCAGCGGUACAACAAAGCUAUGGUACAUAUCAUCGACAAUAGUUGACAAGGCGGACUCUGAAAGCGGAAGUCGACGGUACUCGCAGUGAACGCGACGGCGAGCACCGAGCGCCGGUCGCAGCCGAAGACUGUUCUUUCCGGGCGAGACGAAUCGUUGAUUAGAUCGCGACCGCGUCGAGCCAUCGGCGGAUCCUUCACUUAUUUCCUUGCGUUCGAGAAUAGAACCACACCGAGUAGUCGAAUUUUUAUCGAUGUACAUGUAUUUGUUCCUGGGAUAUGAAUAAAGUUGUAUCGUGAAUCGAG